AGCUCAAUUCCCCGUUAUCACUUCAUUUCAACACUGAACAAGAUACAACAAAUGUCAGAUUUGUUACGUUAGUAGCAGACCGUAGUUUCGUAGGCAAUGCUAAUCUUUCCCUGUGUCAAAAGCUUAUUUAAAUAUUUGUGUCAAGGCGCUUCAAAUCGGCGGGAAAUAAGCAGUGGAGCAGCCUUGCUAAUUAAAAAGUAGCUAGCUAACGUUUGUAAGUUAGCCUACAGAAGAUGGAAGCUAGCUCACCAGCUUGUUUUCAAACGAGGGAAAACCGUCGCUAGCUAACUUAGCUAAUGUUAAUAAAUAAGCCGGCUAGCAUCACAUGCCCCGCCGUAGUCCUGUCUGUUAGCUAGCCAACCUUACAGAAAAGCUUCAGCGAUGGAAGAAGUUGACAAUAUUUUGAUUCACGCCCUCAAACAAGUCGGCACAGAGGUGAGUGAGGAAAUGGGAGCUCCCCAUUUAGCACGGCUCAUAUGGAGGGGUGGGCCGAGUAUCCCGGGGCACGAUCCAGUCUGGGGGGCGCGCUGCCCCCCCUCCCUCCCCCCGGCCUGUCCCCCCCUUCAGAGUCGGCAUGACCUGGCACAGGCCUGUCAGGACAUCGGUUAUAAGGGAGAGAUCGGCUACCAGACCUUCCUGUACAGCAACGAGCCCGAGAUCCGGUCCCUGCUCAUGUUCCUGGUGGAGAAGCUGCCCAGAGAAAGUGCCGAGGCCUCAGACCAGCCAACGGGUAAAUCGGGGGUGCUCCAGAAAGCCAUCGCCGCUGCCAUCAAAGCCCAGCUGGCUGUGCCCUGGCUGCCUCCAAACUGCAGACUGCCACUGCACGGUGAAACACAAAGUUCAGGAGCACGGCACAGCUUCCACGUCCAGCCUCUCAGUUUACCGCACCGCACCAAAGGCUCAGGAAAGAAGCAGCUGAAAGAGCUGGAGGACUACCAGCGAGACAUUCUUCCUCCUGUGACCGCCCAGCCUUCCCAUCAUGCCUCUGUGGUGGCGUCCAUCCUGGAGCAGCACACUGCAGAGCUGAGCGCCGCGCAGGAGUGGGACAACGAGUGGAACACGCAGGGACUUCUGUCUCGCCUCACGCCACAGGACUACCGCUCCAGGAAAGUGGCCCGGCUGCGUAAACGCAUCGAGGAGCAGCUGCGUUCGGCGGCCCUGCCCUGUCCCGAAAGUGCCUUUGGCGGCCCUCGCUCCGCCUCCGACCUAUCGGAGCUGCUGCAGACCUUCAGAGGCUCCGCCCCCUCCGACCACAUCCUGACCAAGGGCACCCACUUCACCCACACGCAGAAGUUCGCCUUCACACAGGAGGCGGCAGCAGUAAGCGCCCCCCCCAUCCCCUCCAGCCACCAGUCGGAGAGUGACGUGCAGCUCCGGCAGCAGGAGGAGCAGGCGUCCCUCCAGCAGCAGUUCCAGCAGCUCUGCAGCGACGUGGACCAGCUGGCAGCAGACAUGAAGCACAUGAGUGUCACUAAUGCACAGGUGAUGGAUAUUAAAGCAAGAGAACUGGGCAACUCUAGAAAGGAACGAUGCAGCACGUUCAUUUUGCCCCCGGGGUCCCUGUUUUUUGUUUUUUUUCAUAUUCUGAACCCUUUCCUCCAUUUUCCUCAGCUGGAGUCGUCCAGGAAGCUUUCUGAAAUCAAGUCUCUGCACGACAAGAUCCGCGCGUCUACGGAGGAGGCCAAGAAGAAGGAAGACCUCCACCAACAGCUGGUGACGGAGCUAGAAAACCUUCCCCAGGACGCGUCUCGGUCCGCCUACACCCAGAGGAUCCUGGAGAUCGUCGGCAACAUCAAGAAACAGAAGGAGGAAAUCACAAAGAUCCUGUCGGACACCAAGGAGCUCCAGAAAGAAAUCAACAGUCUGACGGGGAAACUGGACCGGACCUUCGCUGUGACCGACGAGCUGGUCUUCAAGGACGCCAAAAAAGACGAAUCCGUCCGCAAAUCCUACAAGUACCUGGCGGCCCUGCAUGAAAACUGCAGUCAGCUGAUCCAAACCAUCGAAGACACCGGGACGAUCCUGAGAGAGAUUCGAGAUCUAGAGGAGCAGAUCGAGACAGAGAACAGCAGUAAGACGGUGGCGAACCUGGAGCGGAUUCUGGAGGACUACAAGGCCAUGAGACAGGAGAACUCGGCACUCGCCGCCAAAGUCCGAGAAGGCUGAAGGGGGUCAUGGUCCGGUCCGGUCCGCCUGCCGGGGCAAAGGUUAUGGGAAAAAACCUGGAGCCCUACAAACCCAAAUGGGACUAAAACAGCACUCCGAUGAUAAAGAGACUUAAGAAAAAGGGCGAGCUAAUUGUUUUUUUCUUUUUGGGAACCACGGAGCUAACCCGGCAUUUAAAUGCACAAUUCGUACGGAUGUACGAAGAUGACAAUUAGUGUCUUUUUAAUUUACAAACUGAUUUCCGUGGCUAGUCGUGCUCUCCGGGGGUCCCGUGCACCGGUGCCGUCGCCGUCGGACCUUUUACAGCUGAAAUGUAAAGUCGUUCAUAUUGAUGUACAAAAACAUAAGAUUUUUCAUAAGGUAUCUUGGAUAACAUCAUAUCUUUCACUGGGAAUUUUUAAUACAGGAGUCUUUCGGGCGUUUUCAGACGUUAGCGGUUGCUCGGCCGACGUGAUUAGACUCAAACUGAAUAUGUUGAGUGAUCGGCGUUUGAAUGUAGUCUUAUUAAUAACGCUGUUCGGAGGAUUGUUGUACAUACGGUAUGGUGCCGACUUGAAUAAAGAUGCCUUACAAACU
Messenger RNA from Etheostoma spectabile (orangethroat darter), 2742 nucleotides. RefSeq names its product CCC complex scaffolding subunit CCDC22 (gene ccdc22). NCBI's taxonomy places the organism in Eukaryota, Metazoa, Chordata, Actinopteri, Perciformes, Percidae. Gene Ontology annotation, molecular function: cullin family protein binding. The record is from RefSeq and is a predicted model, not a curated record. Gene Ontology annotation, biological process: positive regulation of ubiquitin-dependent protein catabolic process.